Molecule: messenger RNA, 2124 nt
Organism: Onthophagus taurus
Lineage: Eukaryota; Metazoa; Arthropoda; Insecta; Coleoptera; Scarabaeidae
Source: RefSeq, a predicted model, not a curated record
AAUUUGACAUAACUGUCAAAACUGUCAUUUAAUUGUUUUAAAACAAUUUAAUUUUACCCAAUAUUUCGUAAACACCUGAUUCAUCGUACAAAAUUCAUCUGAAAAACGCUUAUUAAUCCGUAAUGAACGAUAAAUCCACAAACCCUUAAUAAAACGAUCCGUAAACAUUGAUAAGGAAAGAUAACCGAGCUGAUAAACGGAAAACUUAACCAUUUUGACUCAACAAAUGUGAUUGUAAGGUGUAGUGUUUAAAAAAUGGCUUUAAUUUUAAAAAUUUUCGCUUUAAUCGUCUUAAUGGACCAAGUUAAAAGUGACGUUUCGAAGAAUCGCACCCCUUUUUGCGAAACUUGUUCUUGCGUGAACGAAACGUUAAUUAAUCCAGACGUGAAUUGUUCCUCAGCUUUGGUGUUAUCGAAAUUGUACCAAGAAGAGAUGUGGUUCGAAAAAAACAACAAUAUAUCCUUGAUGUAUAACAUAAACUCGAUCGAUUUGAGCAAUUUAAACAUGCGCGAAUUAAACGAUAAGUUUAAUAAGAGUAAUUUGAAAAAGAUGGAUUUAAGCAGAAAUGGGAUCGAGAAGAUUUCAGCGAACGUUUUUGAAAAUCUCCAAGAUAUGGUUGAGUUAAUUUUGAGUUACAACGAUAUUAAUUUUUUGGACGAAAACGUUUUUAAAGGUUUACACCUCGAUGGGUUCGAUUAUCCGUUGAUAUCGUUGAAAAUUCUGCGAUUAGAUCACAAUAAUUUCCAUACUUUAAAGAUAGAUGUGUUCCAACACAUCGAAAUGACGUUGGAGGAACUUUAUUUGGGGGGGAAUCCUUUUAAAGUUUUAGACCAACCGAGUUUAACGGCCAUUACGGGAAUACAACGGUUAAAAGUUUUAGAUUUGAGCUCUUGUGGGCUUCAAAAUUUACCUCAAUAUUUCCUGCACACCCCCGCGUACUUGGUUAAACUUGAUUUAUCUCUAAACCAGAUUGAAUCCAUUCCUGAAACAUUAAUAGACAGUAAAAGAUUAGAGGAAUUAAUCAUCGAUGGAAAUCCGAUUAAAAAUUUAACAUCCAAAAACGGAUUUCCCAUCACGAAGACUUUGAAGGUGUUAAAAAUGUCGAAUAUGCCGAAUUUAAUCGAAAUCGGGGCUAAUUCUUUGGGAAAUUUAAUUAAUUUAGAAGAAUUAUUUAUAAAAAACAACAACAAGUUGAUUAAAAUCGAUGAGAAAGCCUUGGUGAGGGAAGAAGUUGAAACUUCGAUUUGGCCCAAUUUAAAAAAAUUAGAUUUAAGCGAUAACAAAUUGACGCAUUUAAAUUUUACCUUCCUCGGAAGAUGGGAAAGUUUGACUUCGUUGGAUUUAAGGGGGAAUCCCUGGACGUGCGAAUGCGAAAAUCAAUGGAUGUUGGAUGAAUUAAUCCCGAUUUAUUUGCAAUUAGAUCCAAUUGGGGCUAAAGAAAUUAGAUGUGGUGCUCCUAUCGAGAUGGAAAAAUACAAAUUUUUCGAUUUAUACGCAUCGAAAUCGUCGAUGCGGUGUUUAGAUAUUUACGGGAAUCACCCCGAAAAAGAUGGGACGAUGUUGGUGGGGAUGUUGAUCGGGAUCUUAUUGGGGAUUCCCUGCGUUUUAUUCGCUUUGUACGCGUACCAAAGGAAUUGGUUUGGGGUUUUUGAUAAAUCGCCGGCGGCGUAUUCGCGCCAAUUUUAUCGGGCGCCCUCGUUAAACGAAGAGUUUUGAAUUAAAAGAGAUUUCGAAGAAUAAUUUUUAUUCAUCUCGAAAAAAAAACAUCCUAACAAAAUAAUAAUAAUAAUAAAACAGUGACGAUUAAGUCAAUAAAUAAAUUAAUUAAUUAUUCUCCGGUCUAAAUAUAUUACUUUUUUUGUGUGAUUCGAGUACAUUUCUUUUAUUUAUAAUCUUUAAAUUUACUUACUUAGAAAUAGAAUGGCAAAAAUCUUUAAUUAAAUUAAUAAUUAACUUUUCAAUACAACCACGCGGACUAUUAAUCUUGUCAAUGUUAAAUUUAAUUUGAUAAUCCAACUAAAACGUUUCUAUCAAUGUAAAAGUCAGUGGCGGCUUUGGAGGGUGGCGCAACAACUUGAGAUAAAAGAAUUGAUCAAUAAAACUUUUUAUUAUAUAUUGUCUAAA